Molecule: messenger RNA, 1878 nt
Organism: Closterium sp. Naga37s-1
Lineage: Eukaryota; Viridiplantae; Streptophyta; Zygnematophyceae; Desmidiales; Closteriaceae
Source: the annotation of a GenBank genome assembly
AUGCAAGCUUCAGCCCGGGUCGGACCGACUGGCACAGCAGUGACCUGUGAGACGAGUCUUCUUUGCCACGAUGAGACCACGCUGUUGGAAUACAGUCACGUGCCUGGCAAUGGCAAUUCUGUUGUAUUUUGCACCCCCAUCGCCAUCGGCAGUCAAUUGCCGCCAUCGCACCCUCACACCCCCAUCGGCUCUUUUGCCAACCGUCCACGCCCACCCUUUGCCGACCCUCCACGCCCACCCUUUGCCGAUCCUCCAAACCCACCCUUUGCCAACCCUCCACGCCCACCCUUUGCCGACCCUCCACGCCCACCCUUUGCCGACCCUCCAUGCCCACCCUUUGCCGACCCUCCAUGCCCACCCUUUGCCGACUCUCCACGCCCACCCUUUGCUGACCCUCCACGCCCACCCUUUCCCAACCCUCCACGCCCACCCUUUCCCAACCCCCCACGCCCACCCUUUGCCGACCCUCCACGUCCGCCCUUUGCCGACCCUCCACGCCCUCCUCUGCCGCCCAACGGCUCUAUUCCCAGUGAGCCCCCAACUGCAAGUAGAGGCCCAGUUAGAACCACCACCGCUGGCACAAGAUCAAGCCCAAAGUGGGACGAUGACCUCACAGCGGACCUCCUCCGCUGUAUCAUAGCGGCCAUGCGGGAUGCAGGCAGGGCGCCCUUUGCCAAAGUGCAGUGCUGGGAUGCUGUCUUCGCCCGGUGGCAUGCCCAGCAUGCCGAUUUGAACUUCACGGAAGCGCAGCUGCGAAACCGGCUAAACGCGGUGAAGGCGUGGGUCAAAGACAUCCGGCAACUCAAGUCGUGUGUCCGCCCGGGAGUGACUUGGGACCCCGCUACCGAUCGCUUCGCCCCGCAUACCAUGGUUCGUGAUACUGAUAAUAUCAUGAAGCAUGGUGGAGACGACCUCUCGAGUGGCGAUGAAGUGGCGGAUGCAGCGUAUACUAGAGGUCGGCAGCGCCGCCGGCUGGGACUUGAGCAGAGCAGUCCUCACCCGUCUGCGCCUUCAAUGGCCACCAGAUCCCAUCCUCCUGCAUCCCUCCCCCCUGCACCUGCAGCAUCCCCCGUUCCCCCACACACUGCAUCCCCACCCCCCGCUCCUGCUGCAAGCCCCACUACCGCACCCGCUGCACUCCCGUCCAUUGCAAGUAUAGGCCCAGCUAGAACCACCGCCACUGGCACAAGGUCUUUCCCAAUGUGGAACGAUGACCUCACAGCCGACCUUCUCCGCUGUGUCAUAGCGGCCAUGCGGGAUGCAGGCAGGGCGCCCUUUGCCAAAGUGCAGUGCUGGGAUGCUAUCUUCGCCCGGUGGCAUGCCCAGCAUGCCGAUUUGAACUUCACGACGGAGCAGCUGCGGAACCGGCUCAACGCAGUGAAGGCAUGGGUCAAAGACAUCAGGGAACUCAAGUCGUGGGUUCGAGAAGGUGUGAACUGGGACCCUGCACGCGACUUCUUCGACCCAAGUACCAUGGGCACCCCUCUCCAUGGCAGGAUCGAGGACUGGGGGGCGGUGCACCGCAAGUGGUUUAUGCAGGGGUUACCACGGUACUCGAAGGAGCAGCUGAGAAUCCGGUGCGGUUCGGUGCGCGGGUGGGUGAAGGAUAUUCAGUUUCUGCAGGAGCUGCUGCCGCCUGAAGUCACCUGGGACCCCACCACUCAGCCCUUCAACCCCGACCUCGAGCUGGGCAUCAGCCUGUGGCUGAAACAACAUGGGCAGUGGAAGCACUACAGGCGGUGGUGCAAGCACACGGCGCCCUGGCUGCCCCUCGCUCUGCUCAAUGUCCACACUUGCCCUGCUGAGGUGGAGUGGGAGGAGGACGAGGAGGAGUGGGAGGUGAGAAUAGUAGAACGAGAAUGGAUGAACUAUGAAUGA